UUUUUUCGAAUGUCGGUGAAGCUACUAUACAAAUAUCGCUAACGCUUAGCCGCGAGUAGCUACUUAGCAACAACAGCAAACACCCAGUGCCACACAGCGCGCUCUUAUUGCAGUCGUUAUACAGUGUUUGUCCCCUAGCCGUAUGAUACAUGGACAGAAAUUUUCACGUUUUACAAACAAAACGUUUUACACUGCGUUGUUGUUCACCAAGCUUUACCUUAACGUUAGCAUUAGCUAACGAACUAGCUGCGUUCUUUGCGGGCGUGCUAGAGAUAUUUCACGCGUGUCACGGGUUUUCGAGUGGGACAGAACUUAGAAAACACGCAGCCAGGAGUAAAAGAUCUUAAACAUAAAUAAAAAGAGCGUAAAACUAAAAGCACAAGUUAUAUCUCGUUAUCUAUUUUAUUACAGUGAUACAUCCACAUCAUUGUGGCUCGUUGGUCUAGGGGUAUGAUUCUCGCUUUGGGUGCGAGAGGUCCCGGGUUCAAAUCCCGGACGAGCCCACUUUUUUUAUUGAGAAGACUCUGUUUCUCUAUCUAUCAGUUCAUUUUACUUUUUACUUUUUGAAUAAGGGGGAGGGGCUUAAUGGGCUCGUUAUCACUGUUUGACUACCCUUACCCCUCUCCUCCUGCAAACAUCCCACACCCGUUUCUCCACCUGCCCUCCGACAAACACUAAACAAAGCGCGUCUCCUCCGCCCUGCUUCCCCAGCUGUUGUGCUGUGAGGGGUUUGGGGCAUGCGAAGAGAGAGAGGGAGAGAGAGAGAGGGAAAGAGAGAGAGAGACUUCUGUUCUCGCCCCCACAAAACACAUCAGACACUCCCAACAGGCGGCAGACGAGCCGGCUCUCCCUCUCUAUUCACCUAGGACUGAAGGAGCAUCGAGUCUGUCACGGAAUAUAUGCAAACUAGAGAAGCAAACUGGGAACCAGGACAAAUCAUCUACUUCAACAAGCCCUUAUCACAAGUGUCACUUCCUAAAUAGUGUCAUUACGAGUCAUUUUUUACUGUUAGCUUCCGGUUCGGCUCGACCAUGGUUCUGUGUGAGGACGGUGAGUGCAGCGUCUGCCUCUCGCCCUACUCGAGGAUGGACAGGAUCCCCCGGGUGCUGCACUGCAGGCACACCUUCUGCGAGCCGUGCCUGGAGACGAUGUCCCAGGCCAGGAGCGGGCUGCUGACCGUGGGCUGCCCUCUGUGUCGCCGGGUGACCUGCAUAGGCCGCGGCCUCAGCCUGCAGGAAGCUCUGUGGGUCAACAGCCGGCUGUGGGAGCAGAUACCAGAGGACGUGGACGCAGAGGCCGAGGAGGAGGAGGAGGAAGAAGAGGAGGGGGAGGAAGAAGACGGACUGAAGCAGGAAGCGGAAGGGGAGAGGAUAGAGGCUAAACAGCAACCUUCAUCACAGGCAGAAUGUGUUUCCUCCAGGUCCUCCAGAACAAAGCUCAAAUUACCCGCCUUCUUCCGAAAGUUCAGCCUGACGAAGCAGCACCAGGAGAGGAUCGUGCCUGGCAGCAACGUGGAAAUGAAAUCCUGGCGCAGACUCUCAACUGAGGAGACAGUUUAAAAAAAAGGACAAAGAGUAAUGUCACAUGACGCCUCGUGAAGACCUGACUCAGCCUUGUCAGUGGAAGGAAAGUUGAAGCCGUUAGGACCCAGGAUCCAUUUGUGCUCCUGUCAGGACAAUGUUUUGUCCUCAGCCAAAGGUGCUCUGUCUCCCCAUUAUUUAUUCUAGGCUUAAUUCUCCCAGCUGGUGCUGUGGGAUUUGGUUCAGCUGUCCCAGUGGGGCUAACACCCCGAGACCCCCCUCAUAACAGAUGGUCUCCUGAGGACGUUCCCUUUUACCUAGCCACAGCUGAACAUUGAACAUAACAUAUUGUUUUCUUUAAUUUAUGAUAGUCGACAAAGUAUUUAAUAAAAAAAUAUUUUUUAA
Molecule: messenger RNA, 1925 nt
Organism: Seriola aureovittata
Lineage: Eukaryota; Metazoa; Chordata; Actinopteri; Carangiformes; Carangidae
Exons: 4
Coding region: 1032-1559 (175 amino acids)
Biological process (GO): protein ubiquitination
Molecular function (GO): ubiquitin protein ligase activity
Source: RefSeq, a predicted model, not a curated record